AUUUGCGGGUCGAUCAGGGAGGGGGAGAGGAAACGGGGAGUUGUGACACGGUCGGUCCUCCUCCCGCAUAUAUAUUCUCCAACCAAUGCAUUUUCUUCCUCUUUCUGUUACCUGGUAAAGGGCAGCAGCAGCCGAGACGUGAUCUCUCAAUCUUGAAACUAAUCAAUCAUGGGAAAGGAAAAGAUCCACAUUAACAUCGUGGUCAUUGGCCACGUCGACUCCGGAAAGUCUACCACAACCGGCCAUCUCAUCUACAAAUGCGGUGGAAUCGACAAGAGAACCAUCGAGAAGUUCGAGAAAGAAGCUGCUGAGAUGGGCAAAGGCUCUUUCAAGUAUGCUUGGGUGCUGGAUAAACUGAAGGCAGAGCGUGAGCGUGGUAUCACCAUUGACAUCGCUCUCUGGAAAUUCGAGACCAGCAGAUACUAUGUCACCAUCAUUGAUGCACCUGGACACAGGGAUUUCAUCAAGAACAUGAUCACUGGUACAUCCCAGGCUGACUGUGCCGUGCUCAUUGUUGCUGGUGGUGUUGGUGAGUUUGAGGCUGGUAUCUCAAAGAAUGGACAGACCCGUGAGCAUGCCCUCCUGGCUUUCACCCUGGGAGUGAAACAGCUUAUUGUUGGAGUCAACAAGAUGGACUCCACCGAGCCUCCUUACAGCCAGGCCCGUUUUGAGGAAAUCACCAAGGAAGUCAGCGCCUACAUCAAGAAGAUCGGCUACAACCCUGCCACUGUUGCAUUCGUCCCAAUUUCUGGAUGGCACGGAGACAACAUGUUGGAGCCCAGCACAAAUAUGGGCUGGUUCAAGGGAUGGAAGGUUGAGCGUAAGGAGGGUAACGGCAGUGGUGUCACUCUUCUUGAAGCCCUGGAUUCCAUUCUGCCACCCAGCCGCCCCACCAACAAGCCCCUUCGUCUGCCACUUCAGGAUGUCUACAAAAUUGGAGGUAUUGGAACAGUGCCCGUGGGUCGUGUGGAGACUGGUGUCCUCAAGCCUGGAAUGGUUGUUACCUUUGCUCCUGCUAAUGUGACCACUGAGGUCAAGUCUGUUGAGAUGCACCAUGAGUCCCUCGCUGAGGCUACCCCUGGUGACAACGUUGGCUUCAACGUCAAGAACGUGUCCGUUAAGGAUAUCCGUCGUGGUAAUGUGGCUGGAGAUAGCAAGAACGACCCCCCUAUGGAGGCCGGCAGCUUUACAGCUCAGGUCAUCAUCCUGAACCACCCUGGUCAGAUCUCUCAGGGUUAUGCCCCUGUGCUGGAUUGCCACACUGCUCACAUUGCCUGCAAGUUUGCUGAGCUCAAGGAGAAGAUCGACCGUCGUUCUGGUAAGAAGCUUGAGGACAACCCCAAGGCCCUUAAAUCUGGAGAUGCUGCCAUCGUUGAGAUGGUCCCUGGCAAGCCCAUGUGUGUGGAGAGCUUCUCCACCUAUCCUCCUCUUGGUCGCUUUGCUGUGCGUGACAUGAGGCAGACGGUUGCUGUUGGUGUCAUCAAGAGUGUUGAGAAGAAAUCUGCUAGUGCUGGCAAGGUCACGAAGUCUGCGCAGAAGGCUGGCAAGACCAAGUGAACAUCCCUCCAUCAUGCAAUUCUGAAGGUUGUGGCACGUUCAUCCCAGCCUCCUGGAAUUUCUCUAAACCUGGGCACUCUACUUAAGGACUGGCUAAUGCUUAUUAAAACCCAUCGGAAAAAUUUUCGCAGGAAAGGAAAACAUCUUGGAUUUAAUGGUGGCUCACAUUGACUGACAGGGCCUCUUUCAGUUGUUAAAUUUAUGUUGAAAUGGUUUAGAACUACACCUGUUGCCACAGUAAAAUUAGGAAGGAAGCUGCUGUUCAAGUAACUAAUAAAGGUAUUACAAAUUCAAA
Triplophysa dalaica is the source of this 1852-nucleotide messenger RNA. Its product is annotated as elongation factor 1-alpha. NCBI's taxonomy places the organism in Eukaryota, Metazoa, Chordata, Actinopteri, Cypriniformes, Nemacheilidae. Gene Ontology annotation, molecular function: translation elongation factor activity; GTP binding; GTPase activity. The transcript is spliced from 8 exons. The coding region runs from base 169 to 1557 and encodes 462 amino acids. The record is from RefSeq and is a predicted model, not a curated record. Gene Ontology annotation, biological process: translational elongation; translation.